ACGCUUGUCCCUUUGAUCUCUGCAUCCAUGUUGGAUCAUGAAACUGGUGUGUUGCACUCACCUUCAGUGCGCGCUCCACUAUGGACCGCAAAAGGGAUGACUGGCAGAGGACAAGAGAAAGGAAGACCUACGUGCCACAGAAUGACGGAUGACAGGAGUACUAUGCUGCACAUCCUCGAGGAGCCUCAGAUGCGACGAGAAGGGGAGAGGAUUCGAACUUUUCAGAAUUGGCCAGCAGAUGCACCUGUCACAUCUGGAGACCUGGCCAAGGCGGGCUUCUUCUUUCUAGGCCCCGGGGAUAAAGUCCAAUGUUUCUGCUGUGGAGGGAUUUUAAGAUGUUGGGUGCACGGGGACAGCCCAGCCAUCGAGCACAAGAGGCAUUUCCCCACUUGCGGUUUCAUACUGGGCCGAGCUGUGGGAAAUAUUCCACUCCAAGUUGGAUCCUCCGACUCUGUGGACGGCCAGCUGUUGAGUCAACUCCAGAGAAUGACUAUGGAUGACCAGGGCACAGCUGGACAAGCGGUCUACCCAGAGAUGGAGGCGGAGGAUUCCCGGCUCACCACUUUCCACAACUGGCCUACAGAGGCCUCAGUCCAGCCAGAUGUUCUCUCCAGAGCGGGAUUUUUCUACACAGGUCACGGUGACAAUGUCAAAUGCUUCUACUGUGAUGGAGGGCUGAGGAACUGGGAGCCAGGAGACGACCCCUGGCAGGAGCACGCCAAGUGGUUUCCACGAUGUGAGUUUUUGAUCCAGUCAAGAGGGCAGGAGUAUAUCAGCAACAUUCAGGAUGCUCAUUUCCAUCUGGGUGAGACUAUGGGUGGAUCACAGACCUCCACAGGCAGAGAUAUCGGAUCCAGAAAUGAUAUGGUGGGAGGUCUGGGAGCUUCCUCUGUGAUGCUUUCUCCCGUGGUGCAGACCGUGCUGCAGAUGGGCUUUGAAGCCAGCCUGGUGGAGAGUCUUGUCCAGACCAAGUACCUUUUGACAGGCCAGCACUACACUUCUGUAUCCGACCUGGUCACUGAUGUACUACAGGCGGAGCAGGAGGACAGACAGAGGGGGCCACAGAGCAGAGAGCCAGAGAUGAGGCAGGGCUCCAGUGCUGGAAAUGUGAGGACACAAACACCAGUCAGAGAGAAAGUGAAGGAUCCCAGCCCAGAGGAGCUGCUGAGGCAGCUGCAAGAGGAGAGGACCUGUAAGGUGUGCAUGGACAAACUGGUGUCCAUCGUCUUCAUCCCCUGUGGUCAUCUGGUGGUGUGUGGCGAUUGCGCUGCCAGCCUGCGUCACUGCCCCAUUUGCAGAGCCGUCAUUAGAGGCAGUGUUCGCGCUUUCAUGUCCUAAGGCUGAAGUGAGAAGGCGCUGCUACACAGGUGGUGCAUGAGUGACCUUGGGUUUCCUCGAUACUCAUUUUCCCCUGUACUGAUAAAAAAAUAGAUGAUUGCUGGUGGCUUGAUUUGUCAGAGUUUACCGCUCAUUUCCUAUAAUAAACAUUUUAAGCUUUUCAA
Molecule: messenger RNA, 1502 nt
Organism: Micropterus dolomieu (smallmouth bass)
Lineage: Eukaryota; Metazoa; Chordata; Actinopteri; Centrarchiformes; Centrarchidae
Gene: birc7
Product: baculoviral IAP repeat containing 7
Exons: 8
Coding region: 28-1338 (436 amino acids)
Biological process (GO): negative regulation of apoptotic process; regulation of cell cycle; positive regulation of protein ubiquitination
Cellular component (GO): nucleus; cytoplasm
Molecular function (GO): ubiquitin protein ligase activity; cysteine-type endopeptidase inhibitor activity involved in apoptotic process
Source: RefSeq, a predicted model, not a curated record